Rosa rugosa (rugosa rose) is the source of this 1621-nucleotide messenger RNA. Its product is annotated as probable magnesium transporter NIPA4. Lineage: Eukaryota; Viridiplantae; Streptophyta; Magnoliopsida; Rosales; Rosaceae. The coding region runs from base 233 to 1288 and encodes 351 amino acids. Gene Ontology annotation, cellular component: membrane. The record is from RefSeq and is a predicted model, not a curated record. Gene Ontology annotation, molecular function: magnesium ion transmembrane transporter activity. Gene Ontology annotation, biological process: magnesium ion transport. The transcript has 9 exons.
GUUAAAAUGAGAAAAUCGAAUCCCCACAUCAGCAGUUAACCCAUCUCAUCUCCGCUCUUUGCCUUCCGAUCUACAGCUGUAUUCUGUACCCACCGCCAAUUCCAAUUCCAAUUCCAAUUCCAAUUCCAAGCGCCGACAUUAUCAUCUAAAUCUCACUCGCUCUCUCUCUCAACUCGUCAAGGCGUCAGUAAUGUUAGAGUCGAAGCGUGUGAGCGAAGAAGAAGCUUAGGCCAUGGCGACUCAGGUUCAGAGCCCGAUGAGCUGGAGAGACUCGUACAGAGGCAUGUCCUCUGACAACAUUAAGGGUUUGGUUCUUGCUUUGUCUUCAAGCUUGUUUAUUGGUGCUAGUUUCAUAGUCAAGAAAAAGGGCUUGAAGAAGGCUGGGGCUUCUGGCAUCCGAGCAGGAGUGGGAGGAUAUUCAUACCUAUAUGAGCCACUUUGGUGGGUGGGCAUGAUAACAAUGAUUGUAGGAGAAGUUGCUAAUUUUGCGGCUUAUGCAUUUGCGCCAGCUAUACUAGUAACUCCUCUUGGCGCUCUCAGCAUAAUUAUCAGUGCUGUGCUUGCACAUAUUAUUUUAAGGGAGAAGCUGCAUAUCUUUGGGAUUCUUGGUUGUGCUUUAUGUGUUGUUGGUUCUACAACAAUUGUUUUACAUGCUCCUCAAGAACGUGAGAUUGAAUCUGUAACAGAAGUUUGGGCUCUUGCCAUGGAACCAGGUUUUCUAUUUUAUGCAGCUCUUGUCAUAACUGCUGUUUUUAUACUUAUAUUCCACUUCAUCCCGCAAUAUGGCCAGACACACAUAAUGGUUUACAUUGGAGUUUGUUCGCUUGUAGGUUCCUUGUCGGUCAUGAGUGUUAAAGCACUUGGAAUUGCUCUGAAGUUGACGUUAUCCGGAAUGAAUCAACUAGUCUAUCCCCAAACUUGGGUCUUCACUUUAGUUGUAAUUACUUGUGUGCUCACCCAAAUGAAUUACUUGAACAAGGCACUUGAUACAUUCAACACAGCCGUGGUAUCUCCUAUAUACUAUGUUAUGUUCACAUCACUAACUAUUCUGGCUAGUGUGAUCAUGUUUAAGGAUUGGGACAGACAGAGUCCAACACAAGUUAUCACAGAAAUGUGUGGCUUUGUGACUAUACUUGGAGGAACUUUUCUUCUUCACAGAACAAAGGAUAUGACUGACGGUUUGACAACAUCAAUGUCCUCUUUGCGACUAUCUAAGCAUGCAGAGGAGGAUGGAAUGGAUGGUGCUGAAGGCAUCCCACUCAGGCGGCAGGAUAGCUCAAGAUCAUGACGCAACAAUUCCAAAGAACUUGCAUGCUUAUUCCGGGGGAACUUACUAAUGCGGGCCUUUGUAUUUUAUGGAGCAUCGUAUCUACCCAACCGCCCAAUCAUUUCUUUUUGGAUAGUUUAGAUUGGUAAGAGUUUCAUCCCCUCCCUUCCCCCGUUUUUUGGCUGGUUGGCUUUUACUGUUGCUACUUUAAGCACUUGUAUACUCUCUCUUCAUUCUAGGAAAGAAAGACCCUGGGCAAUUGAACUUUGAGCAAAUUGGUUCUGCAGUGUAUCUUGGCUGACAUUUGCCAUUCAAUGAAUCUCUAAAGAUCGUAUCUUAUUUCCCGUGCUCUCC